Aureobasidium musti is the source of this 1423-nucleotide messenger RNA. Lineage: Eukaryota; Fungi; Ascomycota; Dothideomycetes; Dothideales; Saccotheciaceae. The record is from the annotation of a GenBank genome assembly.
UCCUGCACGAUCAAUUUACUCCACCAUGAGAGCUAGUUUCUCUGCUUCCGAUGUUCCUUUGAACGCUCCUCAUGGGGCUAGGGAGAGACGCUUCUCCACCAACAAAGAGCCCACUGACAGCGAAUUGAGCUCCUCGGUCCAUCGUCAAUUCCGUAACGCCCAUCAAGGACACAAACCCCACGCUGGAUUAGAUCCCUCGCGCGCAUCUACUGGAGUUGUCUGGACUACUGAGAGAGCCUAUGAGCAUGGCUUUGCUGAACAUCCGGAAAAAUGGGCAAACUUGGGUCAAGGCGCUCCUGAGGUCGAUGAUGAGAUUGAGGGCUGCUUCGAGAGGCCUCACCACAUCGAUGUUUCCAUGACUGGCCNNGGCCCGACUGCUGGAAUCAAACCUUUGAGAGAAGCUGUUGCCAAUCUCUACAAUGAGCACCACCGCAAAGGCAAGGAGAGUCAAUACACUUGGGAGAAUGUCUGCAUUGUUCCUGGUGGCAGAGCUGGUCUCAUCAGAAUCGCCGCUGUCAUCGGUAAUUACAUGGGGUUCUUCAUACCUGAUUACACCGCCUACAACGAGAUGUUGUCGCUUUUCCGUAACUUCAGCGCCAUCCCUAUCCCGUUAUCUAAGCAAGAUGGGUACCACAUGCACCCUGACAAGAUUGCGGAGGAAAUCGCUCGCGGUACCAGCGUCAUCUUGACAUCCAAUCCUCGUAACCCCACAGGCCAGGUCCUCACCAAUCCUGAGCUUGCUCAGAUCCAAGAUAUCUGUAGAGACCGUGCAACAUUGAUCAUGGAUGAGUUCUACGGCGGCUACAACUACACCAGUGACUGCGAUGGUACUGUUGUCUCCGCUGCUGACAACAUUGAAGACGUUGAUGAAGAUGUUGCCUGGAUUGUUGGACCCAAGGAGUUCAUCAAGGCUAUCGGCUCUUGUGGAUCUUACCUUGACGGAGGCACCAACGUUCCCUUCCAAGAGGCUGCCAUUCCCAUGCUGGAACCUACCAAGGUCAAGCACGAAAUGCGUGCCUUGCAACACCACUUCCGCGAAAAGAGAGACUAUGUUAUUGGUAGAUUGACCGAGAUGGGCUUCAACAUCGAACGUAUUCCCAACUCGACCUUCUACCUGUGGCUGGACUUGUCUUCGCUGCCCGAGGGUAUCAACGAUGGUCUCAACUUCUUCAACGCCUGUCUCCACGAAAAGGUUAUCGUCGUACCUGGCAUCUUCUUCGACCUAAACCCCAGCAAGAGAAGAGAUCUCUUCGACUCUCCCUGCCACAAGCACGUCAGAUUGAGUUACGGUCCAAGAAUGGACGUUCUGAAGAUGGGUCUCGACGGCAUCGAGCGAGUAGUCAAGAAGCACCGCAACGAUCACACUCCUGCUAAGCAGGAUGGUCCUUCUGAGACCAGUCAAGGUGGCCAUGGCGAGCACGUU